Lolium perenne is the source of this 726-nucleotide messenger RNA. RefSeq lists its product as uncharacterized. Gene Ontology annotation, molecular function: nucleic acid binding; 3'-5' exonuclease activity. Gene Ontology annotation, biological process: nucleobase-containing compound metabolic process. NCBI's taxonomy places the organism in Eukaryota, Viridiplantae, Streptophyta, Magnoliopsida, Poales, Poaceae. Gene Ontology annotation, cellular component: cytoplasm; nucleus. The record is from RefSeq and is a predicted model, not a curated record.
AUGGUGAAGCUCGCGUGCGCCCUCUACUUCCCUCGAUCUGAAGUCUACUAUGUUGUCAUCGAGAAGAUGAAUUUCAAGGUCACGUACACCCUCCGGGCGAAGAGGGUGGAGAGGUGGAUCCGCGCCGUCAAGAGAGAUUUCCUCGACCCCGCGGAAAUCAAGGUCGAGGGCUUGGACUGCGAGUUCACCGACCCUCGCGAGGGUAGAGCUAAUCAACGCGCCGCCGUCCUUCAACUCUCCGUCGCGCAAGAGACUAAUUUGGUCUUCCAUAUUGUUCAUGCCGAUGAAGUGCCACAACUUCUCAUCGAUUUCCUUGCGGACAAGCACAUCAGAUUCUGUGGCGCUGCAAUCCACAAUGAUGUGAAUAUGUUGCAUACCUACCGAAUUAUUGGUAUUCCGUCUGCGAUCAACCUCCAGCAGAUCCUCCGGAACCCCGUCCCAAAUAAGCAGACUCCGACUUUGUAUGAUUUUGCAAAUCAUUAUAUUGGGACGGGUCUCGAGCAGAAGAAUAAGUUUAAUAAGAAGAAUAAGCCGCCGAAGACCGCCAAGGAAUUAGCAGAAGAAGAGGCACUGAUUUUUGGAUGGGGCGAUUUUCCCUUGAGCCAUAAGCAACUGCAGUAUGCCACUCUCGAUGCUCGCCUCGGUUUCGAGCUAGGUAGGAGGCAUUUCCGGGCACUUGGCUACAAUAGCCAGUUGGAUCGCCUCGAACUUAAUAUUUAUGAAUAG